Molecule: messenger RNA, 2542 nt
Organism: Lutzomyia longipalpis
Lineage: Eukaryota; Metazoa; Arthropoda; Insecta; Diptera; Psychodidae
Gene: CDase
Product: neutral ceramidase
Exons: 7
Coding region: 258-2372 (704 amino acids)
Biological process (GO): ceramide catabolic process; long-chain fatty acid biosynthetic process; sphingosine biosynthetic process
Cellular component (GO): extracellular region
Molecular function (GO): N-acylsphingosine amidohydrolase activity
Source: RefSeq, a predicted model, not a curated record
UUGAGUAAUUCCCAACAACCCAUUUGAUACCCCCAGAGCGCAUAAAAGCACCGAGAUGCGAAGUAUCUUCAAACCUUGAUCAACGCAAAACUAUGUCGUUCGCCGAUGAUCUUCAAACUCAACAGACCGCGCGUUGCCUGGAAUUGUUGCAUCUGAGAAGUGAUUAAACUCGUGCUGCGCACAAAGAACCCCAAUACACAUAUGAUAGUUAUUAAUUUAAUUGGGAUUUCUAGUGCCAACCUAGAGACAUUUUUGCAAUGGAAUAUCCCUUUAGAUGGAUCCUAGCUUUCUUGUGUGCCCACCAGUGUGUUGCACUGUCGUACAACAGUGUCGUGAGUGGAUAUCAAAUUGGUGUUGGCCGAGCUGACUGUACUGGUCCACCUGUUGAGAUUGCCUUUAUGGGAUAUGCUCAACUCUCGCAGAAGGGCGAAGGAAUUCAUCUGCGUCAAUUCUCCAGAGCCUUCAUUGUGGACGAUGGCCAAAAGCGUGUUGUAUUCGUGAGUGUGGAUGCUGGUAUGAUUGGGAAUGCAGUGAAGAGGGCUGUCUUGCAACGCCUCACAAAGGACUUUGGCAGCAUCUACAAUCACAAAAAUGUCCUCAUUAGUGGGACACACACUCACAGCUCACCUGGAGGAUUUCUCACCCACCUUCUCUACGACUUGCCAUGUCUAGGAUUUAUAAAGGAAACAUUCAAUGCCUUAGUUGUAGGAAUAGCCAAAAGUAUCUCUCGUGCUCACAAGAGUAUGACCAAUGGUAGAUUAUUCAUAUCGGAGACUGAGAUCUUGGAUGUGAACAUAAACCGAAGUCCAUCGGCAUAUCUCAACAAUCCCGAUGAGGAGCGCAAUCAGUACAAAUAUGAUGUUGAUAAGACCCUCACCCAAAUUCGCUUCGUGGCAUCAAAUGGGAAGGUCAUGGGCGCCAUCAAUUGGUACCCUGUCCAUCCGACAUCCAUGAAUAAUACCAACAGACUCAUAUCCUCGGACAAUAUGGGAUAUGCAGCAAUUUUGCUGGAGCAGGAAUACAAUCAUGGAAGUCAAAUUGGACAAGGUGACUUUGUAGCGGCCUUUGCGGCAUCCAAUCUUGGUGAUGUGAGUCCUAAUAUUAUGGGUCCAAAGUGCCAAUACACAGGGGAGCCCUGUGAUGUCCUCACAUCAUCCUGUCCGGCUAAUGCGGGUCACUGCUUUGCCUCCGGCCCGGGGACUAAUAUAUUCGAGAGCACAAAGAUUAUCGGUGAGCGCAUCUACAAGGGUGCAUCGAGAUUACUACGUCAACAAUCGGGUCAGGAAAUCGUCGGUGAAGUGAGCUACAUCCAUCAAUUCGUCAACAUGACCGAAGUAAAGUUAAAAUACAUAAAUCCCAAGACAAAGGCGGUGGAAGAAGUUCAAGGAUGUUUCCCUGCUAUGGGUUAUAGUUUUGCUGCGGGCACAACAGACGGUCCGGGUGCCUUUGACUUCCACCAAGGUACAACUACGGACAAUCCUCUGUGGAAUAUUGUAAGGGAUUUUAUUGCGGAACCCACAAAGGGUGACGUGGAGUGCCAUAGUCCCAAACCCAUCCUUUUGGCCACAGGGCGUGCAAAAUUCCCCUACGAUUGGCAACCCAAGGUGGUGGCGACACAACUUCUCAAAAUUGGCGACACAAUUCUUGUCGCAGCUCCCGGGGAAUUCACCACAAUGAGUGGCAGAAGACUUAGGAACGCCGUGCGAAAUGCCGCCCUUCAAGCUCAUGAGAAGGAUAUUAAAGUGAUAAUUUGUGGUCUCUCCAACAUGUACACCAGCUACGUGGCAACUCCUGAGGAAUAUGCAAUCCAACGAUACGAAGGCGCAUCAACUGUAUACGGUCCCUACACUCUUCCAAUCUACAUGGAUCAAUUUUCAAAGCUCUGCCAAGCAAUGUACAAUGACGAGGAAGUUGAUCCUGGCCCAGAACCACCCCAUUUGGAGGAUAAGAAUCUCCUCACACUGCAGACAGGUGUCCUGUACGAUGGCCAUCCGUACGGACAUGACUUUGGGACACUUAAAGUCCAACCAAAGGCCCACUAUGUACCAGGACAGACAGUCCGUGUGGUCUUCAUAGCGGCUAAUCCGCGGAAUAAUCUCAUGCAUGAGGACACAUUCCUGCGCGUCGAGAAACGUGACGAGGCAAGGAGUGUGUGGACAACAAUAGCAACGGAUGCAAACUGGGAGACACUUUUCCGAUGGACGAGAGUCUCCAUGAUUCUGGGUUUCAGUGAUGUGGAAAUACUGUGGGAAAUUCCAGCGGAUACACCCGCAGGGAUGUAUCGAAUUAGCCAUUCUGGCUUCUAUCAGUACAUUUUUGGCGGUAAAUUUCCCUACAAUGGCACAAGUCAAGUAUUCGUCGUCGAUCGCUAAAAGGUUAAUUACUCUUUUGGGUGACUGCAAAUUGCACAUGGAAUGGCGUGCAUGGCAAAGAGAGGAAGUAAUUUAUUUAUCGGAAAAAAGUGUGUUAUAAUGCUAGUCAAUCAAUUUUGCAUUGUGUUUGACUCUAUCUCGGAUACAUCAAUAAAAUUAUCGUGAAUUAA